CACUGACACUGACACUGACACUUUGCCAAUUAACACUUUCCUGGUUACCUGCAAUUGUUUAUAGCCACGACGGCCCCAAGCGGGGCAAUGCCCAUUUGUAUUUGCAGGAGCAAUUAUCCUGUCAAAAACUUUAUGCACACAUAUGUACAUGUGGAGAUGUGUAGAGCAACCGAAGCUGGUAGCAAAACAAAAUGCCAACAAAAACAAACGUUUCCGUUUCAGCACGUGAGUCAGUUAGCAACCCCCGAGGCUCAGAGCCAAAGCUAAAGCCGAAGCCAGUGGCAUAGCUGGUGUGUUUCGACCGAGCUGUCAUGACAACGACUCGGCCCAAGCAAAUAAAACUUGGAAAAUGAAAAGCGAGCACUUUGAGCACUUUGUGGCAAAUCAGAAAAUUUUCUUUUGCUCAGAACGCAACGAGCCGCCAAAUCGCACGCAAGUUGAACGGGACGCGAUUCAGAUUCAGGCAUGAGCCAGCAUGGAGAUACCGGAAACUGUAUCUGUGCGAAGGUUUCGCGAAUUCACUUCGCGACAAAAGCAUGAGCUAUACGAGACGCUACUGGAGCUGGCUGACUCGAUAGAGGAGCUGCCCAAGAAGUCGCUGCGCAAAACGUUGGAGCUGACACUAGCCGUGUUGGAGUACAAGGGACAACUGGCACAGAAGUUUGAGAAGAGCAGCGAGCGACGCCUGCAGGAUGAGAACGAGAAGCUGAAGCGCAUGGUGCAGAAGCUAGAGAAUGAACGUGAUGGCCUUAAGCUCAAGGUCAAGGAGUUGGGUGCGGAGAUCAAGCAGCAGCAGGAACAGCUGCGGCAGGCAGCCCAGCAAGCCGACGCCAGUGACAAGGACUCAUCGGAUCCGCUUUCCGAGUUGGAUAAACAGGAGCAUCUGCUGCACAACAUCGAGACGAAGAACAAACAUAUCAAACGUCUUCUGCGGGAAAUCGAUACCCUGCAAAAUCAGAACAUCGCCCAAUCGAAGACCAUAGUGCUGCAUGAGCAGGAGCUGCAGCAGAUUAGGUCCAAUCUGCAGCAGAUCUCGCAAGACAUUACGAAAGUGGAGCAGGAGCGGAAGUCCGUAAUGCAGCGGGAGCAGCAGCAGAGCUUAGAAAUCGCUCGCCUGGAGGGCAACGUCACUUUUCUUGAGGAUGAGCGCGAAAAGCAGGAUCUGGAAAUGCGUCAAUUUCUGGAUAAGUAUGAAAGUCAAGUGGUCAACUGGAGGCAGCUGCUGGAUCAAAAGGACAAAGAACUGCAGGAGUGCCGUAAGAGAAUAGAGCAGAUGACAUCAGGUCAAAGUACAUUGGAAUCCACAUCCAGCAGUAAGCAGAGUCCUCGGCAGGAAGAGGAAACUAAUCUGCGACAUCUGCUUGAGUUGCGUGAAAAACGGAUUGAAGAUCUAGAAAGCAAGCUGAAAUCGAUGUCGGAGGAGAUGGUUAGCUCCACCAAGGUAAUGAAUCAGUUAUGCGUGCAACACGAGAGCAAGAAGAAUCCUCAGCAGCCCAACGCGUGCUGCAAGCUGAUCGAGGAGCGUCUGCGCGUCGCCAAUGCCCGGUCGCAGCAGCUCUCCGAGCUGCUCGACAGCACCGAGCAGGACAACGUGCUCAAGGCCAAGCAGGCACUGCACGCUCUGAAUGCUCUGGAGGCGUAUAAACGUGGCGAGGACGGCCUCGUGUCGGCACUGCGGCGCUGCUCGGGCCUCGAGCAGAAGCUAGCAGAGCGGGACAAGCAACUGCGCAACUAUACGCAGGAGCUCAACGCCAUGAACGAGCUGGAGCAGGAGAACUCUGUGCUGCGUCGACGGCUCAAAAUACCCGACGAUGUUGUUGUGCUCUCCAAGCAUGUGCGUGCCAAGCAACGCAACAAGGACAAGCAAAUCGAGAGGCUAACGCUCAAGCUGCGCACCUCGGAGGAGCUGCGACUCCAGUUAAAGCUGGAUAAGUGCGAGCUGAGACGCAAGCUGCUCGAGUUGCAGAACGGUGAGCCCCAGAGAUUGGAUGAGUCUAUGCAUCAACCCAGUGAAAUUGGCGAGCUGCCUCCGAGUGCCCCGCUAGAGAGUUCGCCACGUCGCGGGCAAGGCGACGGUGCCGCCAGCUCCGAGCUGCAGACCAAAUACGAGGACGUCCUCGCAGAGAACGAAGCUCUGCGCAUGGGCAUGUACGAGAUUCUGGAGAAGCUGCGGGAAUACGAUGCUACUUCGGAGCACAUCACCAUAGAUUCGGAGCUGCUGCGGCGUCUCAUUGAAGCGCUGCCCAGCGGUGCGGGCAUUCCACAACUGCAUGGCCAGCUGCAGGAGCUGAAGGCCCGGGAGGAGGCGUUGUGCCAGCUCCUGCAUCACAAUAUCAGCGAUUCUGAGACUGGGGAGUUGUCCUCCGUGCACAGUUUGCGAGAUAUAUCCGAAAUGCAGGAGGAGCAGCCAGCCGUCAUGGCCGUUGAUUCAGCCACGCGACCAACCACACCCACUGACGUAGUCGAAGGAUUGCAGUUGCCCGUCAUCACGGAGCUGGAGCAGGAGCAGCCCAGGCCAGGCACAGCAGAUCUAGCGGAGCUUACAAUUCUUCGCAAGCAUUAUGAUGAGCUGCGCCUGCACAUGUCCGCAGAUGGCAAUGAGCUGAUGCGAUACACCCAAGAACUGCACGAGCAACAGAUUGGCUUGGAGAAGCAGCUACUUGAACAGAAGAGCUCAUAUGCCUACAUGCGCGAGGAUUAUGAUCAACUGCUGUCGGCGCAGAAGCAGCAGGAGCUGCGCCACAUUGAGAGCACGGCCAAUCUGCAAAAGCAAUUGGAGCUGCUCAAGUCGGAGCUGGCUGCCAAGUGCGACCAGCUCGCCGCAGCGCAGCUCAGGCAGCACUGCACUACGGAGGAACGACUGCUGUUAGAGCAGCGGAAUGCCACGCUCAGCAUGCAGCUAGCGCAGACCAUGGAACAGUUAAUGGGUGAACUGAAGAUACCUGAAAUCUGUGCGGACUACGGCAUCAUUGCUGACAAUUACCAGCUGGACUAUAUGACUGCUGCGGAAUUCGAGAAGCAGCGGCAAACGCUGGACACUUGGAUGACCCAGCAGGCGGAAUUGCAGCGCGAGAACAAACAGCUAGAGGGUCUGCUGCAGGUGGCCAACGGCCAGAUCCAGUCGCAGCAGAAACUGCUUAACGAAAUUACGGAUAAUCAGAUCAGCCUGCGUCAUCUGGUGGCGGAUCUACAGAGCAGUUCCACUGACAAGCUGCUGCUAGCCAAGAUGCAACGCGAUUUGGACAAAGCUAAAGCGGAAACCGCUCGCUUGGAAUCGGAGCGAAAGCACUUGCAACAGGACGUUGAUAACUUGAGUACCCAGCUGCAGGCAGCGCAGUGUCUGGCGAGUCAGAUGCAACAGGACUUCCAACUGGAAAGAAACAAUAGCGACGUUAAGCAGAAAUUUCUGCAGCGUUCGCUGUUUACCCUCAAGGAGAAAUAUGCCAAAUUUACACCCCUGAUCUUCCUGAACAAUUUCGUGUUCUCUUAUCAGAAGCUGAAUCAACGUAUAAUGGAGCAGCAGCACGUGGAGCAAUCUGCUGACAGUGCUGCGCUGGUUGAGCAUGUAGUGCAAGUGGUGCAGGAAAAGCUGUCCACCAACGAGGAAAACUCGCAGCAUUUGAUCAAGCUUAUCAAAUCGGAGACACAGUCCAGGUUGCUGGAGCAGCGCUGUGAUAGUCUGCAGGCCAGGCAGUCGGAGCUUCAGCAGGAAUUGAGUGAGCUACGUUUGCAACAUGCUGCAGAGUCGGAGCAUUGGCAGACGAUUGAGGCGCUGUUCGCGGAGCCAAAAGCAACCACUUUCGUUGAUGUGGCCACCAAUACGGAGGCGGCAGCGCCUGUGCCUGUGCCUGCUAUGCGACGCACCGCACAGCUCAUUGACAGACAAUCGUCGCCAAUUGGGUCGCCAAAAAGGCGACUAUCUAACCAUGACUCCACGACGCAAACAGAAAACCCGACCAAGCAGCUGCUUGAGACAGCUGUUCAAACAAAUGGCAGCAAUCGACAUCAGCAGCAGAAGCAACAGCAGCAGCAGCAGCAUCAAGGUGUGCAAACGACGCAGGAUGAAGAGCUGCAACAAGUGCGGGCAGAGCUGCAAGUAGCAAACAAACGUAUUGAGGAGCUGGGCAAGCAGUUGGAGACCAGCAAUGCCUGCAGUGAGUCGGAUAGUCAUCAUAGCGGCGUGGUGGAGAAGACCAUCUUAUCAUUUCACACUUUGCUGCUGGAGAAGGAUCAGUCCAUUCAAAAGUUUCAGGAUCUUCUGCAAACGGAGAGGGAACAGUGUCAGCAGCUGCUCACGAAGCAAACAGCAGAGAAUGAGACUCUCAAGGCAACGGUUAACAAUUUGAACUUCAACAUUAAGACCAAAGAUCUGGAAGUGCUAGAUCUGAAAGCCAAAUUGGACCUGCACAAGUUGCCCGUGCAGACAGAUGUCCAGGCAACUGAGAGUUCCCUCAACGAGCUGACGGAUGAGAGGAUUGAGGAACUGUUUGAACAUGACUCCGUCGAUAGAGGCACACAGCAGCAGGAACAAGCGGAGGCGGAUGUGGACGCUGUGCUUGCAGACGAAGCAGCCGGCGAGCAGGAGAAACAGGAUACCGAAGAGCUAAAGGAGCUGCCCACACUGCACAAGCAAAUCAAGGAACUCAAGGACAAACUGAGCUACUGCGAACAUAAUCUGGUGACACGUGAAGAAGAAGUCGAAAUACUGCGGGAAAAAUUGAAGCUCUGCCAGGAUCGCGAGAAAUGCAUGGAAAGUAGCAGCAGCUGUCCUGAGCUAGAGCAGCUACGCGGCUUCCUAGAAGAAAAGGACAAGCACAUUCGCGAUCUCAUGGACACACUUAAAAACUUCCAUGACGAUCAACAGCGUUACAUUAACGACACUUCCAACUAUUCUGCUGAGCAGAUAGCCAAACUGGCCGCCGACCUGAAUCGCAUGGAGGCCACCAACAAGAUCUAUCACACCCAAAUGGAGGCACUGCGUCGCCAGCUGGCCAAUGUCACGCAGCGCGAAAAGCAGGCGCGGGACUUGAGCCAGUCGCUGCGUCAGCAGCUGCUCAAGCGUCCGGUGGUGUCCAUCAAAACGGAAUUGAACGCUCGUGUGAAGAAUGAGAAUCUGCAGAAGCGUAUACAGCAACUGGAGCUGGAUCUGGACGAGUCGCGGGCGCAGCUGCAGCGGCAACAGACGCUUUUGGAAGCCAAGCGCACGCGCAGCGCCAACGAGGUGGGUCUUUGGGAGAAGCAAAAGCGAUGGCAACAGCAGGCCGAUAAGUUCAAGAGCAAGUUGGACGAGACGGAGUUGGCGCUGGACAAGACUCGCACUCUGCUCCAGGCGGCACGCACAACAAUAGCUCGACUCGAAAAGGACAAGCACUUGCUCGAGUCGAAGGUGGGCAAGGCAGCAUCAGGCGGAGGCACUGCGACGACUACAAAUGUCAAUGCCCAUAACACUUUAAAAUGUUGUCGUGCUCCCUCCUGUCCGAAUCUGCAUCAUGUGAGCGCCGCAAAGUUUACACCUUCCCCGUCUGAGAGUCCGGAAACGUAUACGGGGCCAAGCAGUGAGUGCAGCUCGCCGGCUCACAAUCAAUCCCAGCCGAAUUCUGGUCACCACAGUUUCUAUGAGCAAGGGCAGUCGGAGUUGAUAGAGGCAUUGAAGGCACGUAUUGAGAUGCAGCAGCGGAAGAUCAUCGCCAUGGAGUUGGAGGGGCGUGGCAGCAAUGCGUUGACCACAGAACUGGAGAAGCUGCAGGAACGGUGUCAAGCAGUGGAGGCUCAGAACAUACGCCUUGAAGCGCGCAAUUUGCAAUUGCAGUUGGAUUCAGAUUUACUGCGACAGGGUGACAAAACCGACCGAUUACAAAAGCGUAUCAAGCAUUUGGAGGAUUAUAUCCUUGCACUCAAGGAGGAAAUGGCGCGCACCGAGUCACGCCGUGAGUUGUGCAAGUGCAGUGGACUAAAGGUCAACACACAUCAGGGCCAAUCCGCAGAGCACACAAUUAUUUCUUUGCGCAAUUUGGUGGAAAAACUGCGUUCGGAGAACAAGUUCCUCAAAGAUGGUCGCAACUCCACUGAGUCACGUGGUUCCACUGACUCACUGUCUCCAUCUGCUGAACUAGCUCGACUCCAGCAGCUGCAUUCGAAUGCUUUGGAGAAAAUUAGUGCACUGCAGCAGGAACUUAGGCAGCGCAGUAGUGAUGGGAAGGAUGAGGAACUGGAGUACAUUAAGGAACAGCUUAUGAAAAAGACACAACUAUUGCAAAAGGCAAAAGUUUUGCUGACUCGUGCUGCUGCCAAGGAGAAGGUGCUUAGAGAGCAGAUCGCUGUUUGGAAGCGCAAAUGUUCAGAGCUGCAAAAUGUACCCGUUAUUGAUGAAAUUAGCGAAUAGAUCUAGUUUUAAGUCAAAUUUUGUACAAAACUGAAAAA
Molecule: messenger RNA, 6420 nt
Organism: Drosophila hydei
Lineage: Eukaryota; Metazoa; Arthropoda; Insecta; Diptera; Drosophilidae
Gene: Cep290
Product: centrosomal protein cep290
Exons: 13
Coding region: 476-6382 (1968 amino acids)
Source: RefSeq, a predicted model, not a curated record